Rotaria sp. Silwood1 is the source of this 2733-nucleotide messenger RNA. Lineage: Eukaryota; Metazoa; Rotifera; Eurotatoria; Philodinida; Philodinidae. The record is from the annotation of a GenBank genome assembly.
AUGACUGGCCAUUUUUUUGAAGGUGCAGAAAAAUUAUUAGAAAUUUGGUUUACAACAAGUACAAGUGAUACAAUUAAAUAUACAUCACGUAAUGAUUUACGAAAUAUUCCACGAGAUCUUAUUGAAGAUGUAUUAAAUUUAGUUAAUUGUAAAGUACUUCAAUAUGCACAAUCAUCUACAACGGAUACAUAUGUAUUAAGUGAAUCAAGCAUGUUUAUUUUUCGUACACAUUUUGUUUUAAAAACAUGUGGUGAAACAACAUUACUUCAUGCUGUUCAACCAAUAUUAGAACUUGCACGAGAUUAUUGUGAUUUUGAUAUUGUUGAUCAAGUUUUUUAUAGUCGUCGAAAAUUUCUUCGACCAGAAUUACAAAAAUCACCACAUACAAAUUUCGAACAAGAAGUUGCUUAUCUUGAUUCAUUUUUCGAAGGUGGUAGUGCUUAUGUCCUUGGUCGUACGAAUGUCGAUUGUUGGUAUUUAUAUACACUCGACAAAGCAUGUAUUCGUACUAAAACCGAUCAAACAUUGGAAGUUAUUAUGACGGAUUUAGAUCGAGAAAAAAUGAAAAUUUUUUAUCAAGAAAAUACAAAUUCAGCAGCUGAAGCAACUAAAAAAGUUGGUAUUGAUAAAAUUUUUCCAAAUGCUAAAAUAUUUGAUUAUUUAUUUGAUCCAUGUGGUUAUUCAAUGAAUGGUCUUUUACCUGAUGGUUAUUAUUUUACAAUACAUAUAACACCUGAACCAGAUUUUUCAUAUGUUAGUUUUGAAACAAAUGUUCCAUAUCAACAAUAUAAUGAAAUAAUACGUAAAAUUAUUUCAAUGUUUAAUCCAGGCAAAUUUACAACAACAAUAUUUGGUGGAACGGCAGCAACUAGUCUUGAUAUACAUCGUAAAUUAUUUUUAUAUUCGGAUUAUGCACGUAUUGAUCAUCAAAUUGUUUUUAAUGGAAAAAAUGAUCUAACGAAAAAUGUUAUUGAUAUUACUGGUGAUGAAAAACCUGUAUUUGAUAUAAAUUUUGGAAAACAUAAAAAAUAUUCUAUUGAUGAUUGUAUACCAUUAGCAUUUGGUGAUUUCAAUGCUGAUAAAGUUAUUGAUAUAUUUUGUCGAAAUACAAAAGGUGAUAGAAUACGAAUAAUGUUAAAUGAUGAUCGAUCACCAACAUCAAAAGAACAAUUCAAUAUAAAUAUAACUGGUAUUAUUUAUGAUGCAUUAGCAGCCGAUUUUAAUGGUGAUAGUAAACUUGAUUUAUUUGUACUUUAUAAAGAGAAAUUUGAUCAAAUUGGAUAUAAUGGUGGGAUAUUUUGGGGUGAUAGAAUUAAAUUAAAUGUUUUACAACCACUUGAUUAUCUAUUUGAAAGUAUUCCAACAACUCUUGAUGCAAAUGGUGAUUCAUAUGUUGAAUUAUUAGGAAUGAUUAGUACUGAUAAAAAAAAUUUUAAACCAGCUUGUGUUUAUCUUAAAAAUAAUACUAGAUCAACUGUUGAAAUUUUACCUAAUAUUGAUAAUUUUCGUCCGAGUUCAACACAAGCUUCAGUUGAUCUUAAUCAUGAUCUUGUUGCUGAUUUAUUUUUAACAAUUGAAACUGAUAAAAAAAUAAAAUAUCGUAUAUAUGAAUUACCAAUAACAAAAUUAACAUUAAUUAAAGAAUAUGAUCCACCACCAGGUGUUGCUAUUUAUCAUUUAUCAGCAUUUGCUGAUAUAGAUGCCGAUGGUGAAUUAGAACAUAUUCUUCCUGUUUGUAUGGAUACUAGUUGUUCACAAAGUCGAAUUUAUGUUCGAGAUGAUGAUGCAUGGCAUCAAUUACCAAUUCAAUUUGGUAAUGGAAUACGAUUUCCUUUACAAAAUGAAUUUUCAGCACCAUUUAAUCAAAUACCAAUUAGUAUUAAAAUAGCUGAUUAUAAUCUUGAUGGUUAUCCAGAUAUGGUUACAGUGAUGAAUGAAAGUGUAUCCGGUACAAUAACUUCAAUUGUUCUUUUAAAUCAACCAUGUGAAGGAGGUUCAAAUUCACCAUGUACUUAUAAUCGAACAUUUAUACCACAAACACAUGAAAAAUUUGUCUUAGCAGCAACAAAUACUACAGUUGCUGCUUUUUUUGAUAUAUUAGAAAAUGGUUAUCCAGAUUUACUUGUUGUACAAAAAGAUGAAAAUCAAACAUUUAAAUUAACUGCUUUUCAAAAUUCUAUUGUACAAGAUGUACAUUUUAUUAAAGUUAUGGUUCUUAGUAGUUUUAUAUGUGCAACAUGUUCUAGUCAAAAGAGAUUACCAUAUGGUAAUAAUCAACCAGGUCAAUCAAUUACAAUGGAAACAAUUACAAUUAUGAAUGGAAUUAAAGAUUAUAUAAUUAAAUUAGCAGCUGUUCAAAUGUCUCAAGCUGGUCAAUUAACACUUGAAUUACCAUAUGUUAUCAUUGGUCUUGGUUCUACACCAAAUUUUGUUGAAAAAAUAACUGUUGGAGUUCCACCAAAUCAAGAAUCGAAUAAAUUAUAUCGAACAUAUACACAAAUGAUUCCAAAUUCACAAAUUGUUGUUAUUCCAAUACCAUUAAUGAAUCCAGAAAAAUGGCAUAGUAAACUAUUUCUAACACCAAGUCGAAUGAUUCUUCAUACAGGAAUAGCAUUAGGUGUAACAUUAGUUGUACUUGCUGGUGUACUUGCUAUAUUACAAUAUCAUGAAAAGGUCGAAGAUGAUCGUGAACGUAAAGUUCAAGCUCAAGCAUUCCAUUAUGAUGCUUUAUGA